CCGACGGUCAUUAUGCCGAAGAGAAAGUCUUCAGAGAAUACAGAGGGCAAAGAUGGAUCCAAAGUAACUAAACAGGAACACAGAAGACGGUCUGCCAGAUUGUCCACAAAACCUGCUCCACUAAAACCUGAACCUAAACUAAGAAAAACAUCUACUAAGAAAGAACCUGGAACAAAGGUUAACAGAGGUGCUAAAGGGAAGAAGGAAGAAAAGCAAGAAGCUGGAAAGGAAGGCACAGAAAACUGAAUCUGUAGAUAAUGAGGGAGAAUGAAUUGUCACAAAAAGUUGGGGGUGAUCUUAUGUACCUCUUGGG
This is a messenger RNA of Heterocephalus glaber (naked mole-rat), 313 nucleotides long. NCBI's taxonomy places the organism in Eukaryota, Metazoa, Chordata, Mammalia, Rodentia, Bathyergidae. The record is from RefSeq and is a predicted model, not a curated record.